AGAAAAACCUAAGAAACCCUAGUAACAAACCUAGAUUUUAUUCCGAAACAAAUCGUCAUUAAUUUUUCUAUUCUCUCUGCAGCCUUCUUCCUCUCCUCUCCAUGUUCUACUUCUCUCCCUUUAAUUCAUCAUCGUUUUCCUUUUUUUUUUUCGAUCAUGUACUAAUGGUUUCUUUUACAGAUUUUGAUGUGGCUUCGGGAUACGAUGAUUCUGAACACUGAGGAGGUCGAGCUAACGGGAUAACACAAGAGGAAGUCGAGUUGUUGGUCUGUUAGUGACUUUUGGAGAUGGAGAAGUGGAUUGCUGCCUAUGAGGAAGAGAAGGUGAUACAUGUAUCUGCAACAAUAGAGGUGAUCACCAGGAAAGCCUGUAGUUCGAUUUUAACAUAUGUAAUACCUUGAGUCAUAUAAAGUUUCAAUUUUUGUUUUCUUGACUGUUUUGGCUAAAUAAUGCCACCAUGUGUGUGAAAGCAUUGAAAAAAUUACCGGGCUUAACAUGUUUGGUCGUAGUUGUUCUGGAGGAAUUCGAAACUUAUGAAUAUGCAAGACGGUGUACAUUCAAGGUGGAUUCAUUCUUCUACAGGGAUCCUGACGAAGCCAAGGAUCAGGAAACAGAUGAGGGUGCUGCUCCAGUGGCCUAUUUUGGUGUUGCUGAUAGGAUUUCUAAUGAUCAAUGGGUGGUGAUACCCAAUGGGAAGGUUAGAUUUCAACAUAUAAAGAGAAAACAAACCCAUUAUCAUCUAGCGUACCCUCUCGAUGGAAAGUAUAGAAAGGAAUCUAGACCAAAGAACAAGGCGAAACAAGAAACAGUUUUGGAAGCAAUCACAUCAAUUCAACCAAACAAAAAUGAUCCCUCAUGUGUCGUCCAACUCUCUUAGCAGAAAUGUCAGACAUGCUCGAGGCCUUGCAGCGCACACCUGAGGGGAGCCAGAUUUGUGUUUCUUAUCGGAAACAUAAAGCCCAAGGGUUAAUUUUGGUUUCACAUGCUUUUUUGUUUAUUAGUAUGGAUGUUUCCACUCAUUGGUACUGCGGUACAAAUAGUGAAUUUUCUGUGUUGACUAAGUAUAUAUUAAUUAAUAAGGACAUUGGUUAUUGUUUUUGUUGAAA
This is a messenger RNA of Papaver somniferum (opium poppy), 1106 nucleotides long. RefSeq lists its product as uncharacterized. Bases 458 to 877 code for a protein of 139 amino acids. The transcript has 6 exons. The record is from RefSeq and is a predicted model, not a curated record. Lineage: Eukaryota; Viridiplantae; Streptophyta; Magnoliopsida; Ranunculales; Papaveraceae.